AGUCUUGGGUUACCUUCAAUAUCCUACAGGGCGCUCGAACGCGUCUCAUCCAAGUAAGAAACUUUGCUUUGUUGAAAAUCAUCCUUUGGGAUGAACUGACACACAGAAUUACCUCGCGAUAUGAUUGCAGAAGUUUUAUUGGUGCUUGCGGGCCAUUCAUCGUCCUUAUUUCCGUCAGAUCACAACCUACACCCUGCUUUUUGCUCACUUCUUCAUCCAGGAGAGCAACAAUGUCUUGAGGCCUUGGGUCAAAUUGCGUUUCGUUACAGAAAAAUUAAGGACGCGAGCAGUGCUUUAUCUCGGUCACCUUCUCGCUAUAUAUGCGCGUUAUGUGCAACAUUGAACCAGAUCUUGAAGGAUGAAUACGAAACUCUUGUCGUCGAUACAGAAGCAAAAGUGCUAAACAGAGACUCCAGUCUGGUUGGUCAUGGCUCAUUCGUUCCUUUGUCUGCUCUACGAGCGACUUUCUCUGAAUGGGAUGCCCCUCUUGUGGCUUUGGAGUCUCUGACAAGCCAACUUGAAGCUCAAGACAAAUGGCCACCUGGAGUUUUGAUCGAUAUGUUGUUGGCGCGCUCAAAAAGUGGAAUUCAUCGAAUUUCUGAUAUCCUUUUGCGGCUUUCAAGAGCAGUUCAGCGCGUAUGGCGAGCACAGCUAAUCGCGUUCUUGGUCCAUGGAUCUCUGGCCCAUGAAGAUCCCUUGGCUUCUGAUUCUUAUACUCUCCUUGAAGGCUCCAUACCAUCCUGUAUCUCGGUUCUAUCCCGCGAUUCCAUUGCUUAUAUCGGACGGGCCAUGAGCAUUGUCAAGGCCAAGAAAUGGCAGAAACAACUACCGCGAGAACAAGCUUUGGAACACACUACUUUGCUCGAAGCUGUUCUGCCUGAAGAACAGUUCGAUUUUGAUCGUGUCAUCUCCCAAAUCCGAACCAAUGUGGGUGAAUGGCUGUGGCUUAAUGUCCUUACUCGCAAAGAUGUCGAAGAUGCAGUUAUGUCCUUGGCCAAUUAUUUUCUACUACGAAAUGGAGAAUUCAGUCUUGCUCUGAUUCGAGAGAUCGAGCGCCUAAAACUCUCCCGUCUUACCACGCGAUCAGGUGCAACUUCCAUGAUUCGUGAACAAGAUCUUAACCUUGCGAUGCUAAGAGCAUCUUUGGGUACCUCAGCUCAGCAUGAUCCAUCUCUUUUGCACCUUCGCUUUCAACUACCUUCGGGACCUCUUAGACCAUUGCUCCCUUCGCUAUCUAACACUGAUAUCAAGACCUUAUCCUCAUCUUUGAACACCAAUCCUGCCGAUCCUGUUUCCUUUGACGAUUUACUACUGGGCACCCAUCUACUUCUCGCAUACAACGUCUCUUGGCCACUUGACCUUUUCCUACAUGCAUCAGAUCUACAAAUAUAUGCCGCGUUAUUUAGUUAUCUGUCAUCACUGCGCAAGACGCAUACACGCAUUCACACUUGUUGGACAUCGCUUUCCAACUCUCAACGUGCUCGGAGACGUUGGACAGGACUAGGCGAGGGAGGCACAAACGAGGACCUGGAAGUUCGGAAGGAGCUAUUGCGAUGUGGUUGGGGUGUCGUCAGAGACAUGGGGUGGUUUUUAGACACCCUCCUAGGCUAUGUGAUGGUCGAUGUUGUUGAUGUGGAGUAUCGGAGGCUGAAGAGUCUUUUAAGUAAUCCAAAGCGAAGCAGGGCUGAAAGCAUGGGGAAAGGGAACCCGCCCAUGUCGCAUUUCAAAAGAUCUUACGGCCAUCAAUCAGAAGAGGAGUCCACUUCGUACCUGGAUUUCUCCACGUUGAGAAACAUUCACGCCACGUAUCUCGAGCGUUUAGUGACAGGGUGUUUGCUCUCUAAUCCGACCCUUACUGCAAUACUUCGGCAAAUAUUUGAAGUGUGCGAGCGUUUUGUUGCGCAGGUGGAGAGGUGGGGAGGUGAUAUAUUGCCAGCACUAUUAUUCGAGGGUAGUAUAGGAGGUGAUGAUAGAGUCGGCGCUUUAGUUCAGGAACGAUGGGGUAUCGUUUCCGAGAUCAACAAGAUACUCCACAUUCUACUAGAUUCUUUCUAUGAACAGCUUUCAGUUUCGGCGUCUCAGCAGCCUUUUACUGCGACGGGCGAUGCCUCUAAAUCGAUCCUCAUGAAUGCCAGUAUGGCUAAUGCAUCUACCUUCCAAAGGACGUUUGUUCGAGCAAAAGGUAUUAAUGGGCUCGAGGACACAAGUGAGGUGCGCCGCCAUGUUGAGCGACUGCUACUACGUCUCGACUUCAACGGUGGUUUUUCAAAACCGAAAAUUAAUCGCGAAGGAGAGGAGAUACUGAAGCAAGGAGGAUUGAUAGUAUAGGCCUGUAUGCGGAUGUGUAUAUACCUUUUUUUGUAGCUUACUGUAUCCUUGUUCA
Serpula lacrymans var. lacrymans S7.9 is the source of this 2383-nucleotide messenger RNA. RefSeq lists its product as uncharacterized. Gene Ontology annotation, cellular component: centrosome; spindle pole; equatorial microtubule organizing center. The transcript is spliced from 3 exons. Gene Ontology annotation, molecular function: microtubule minus-end binding; gamma-tubulin binding. Gene Ontology annotation, biological process: spindle assembly; microtubule nucleation; meiotic cell cycle. The record is from RefSeq and is a predicted model, not a curated record. NCBI's taxonomy places the organism in Eukaryota, Fungi, Basidiomycota, Agaricomycetes, Boletales, Serpulaceae. Bases 121 to 2328 code for a protein of 735 amino acids.